Messenger RNA from Phycodurus eques (leafy seadragon), 5684 nucleotides. It is a transcript of the gene pappaa, whose product is annotated as pregnancy-associated plasma protein A, pappalysin 1a. Gene Ontology annotation, molecular function: protein binding; metallopeptidase activity. Lineage: Eukaryota; Metazoa; Chordata; Actinopteri; Syngnathiformes; Syngnathidae. The record is from RefSeq and is a predicted model, not a curated record. The transcript has 22 exons. The coding region runs from base 271 to 5238 and encodes 1655 amino acids.
CCCAUUGAAAAGGCACCGUGGAACACAUACAUGAAUCAAAUAUUCCUCGUGUCCCCACAAUGUCUCCACAGUAGUUUUGCUUAAGAAGAGAGGGGGUCGUGGCUUAGCAUUAUAAAGAGAAGGGGAAAACAGCAAAGCUUUAUGAGGUUUAUUUAGACACUUUCCACCGCAAAAAAAAGAAGAGGACUCCAAACAGAAGAGGAAUUGUGGACUAUAUUUUUCUAUUUUGGGCUUUAUGUCACAUUGGUUGGCAUUUUUCAUUGUAAAAAAAUGAAACUUUGGACAUCUCCCUGGGUGUCCUGCCUGGUGAUUCUCAUCCUGUGUUUUGGAUCAGAGUGCGGGACGGUGGAGCGGCGGAAAGGCAGAUCCAAGAGGGACUUGGUGCGCAUUAGGGAGGCGAGAGCCACCGUGCCGGGGGCUUGCGCCACGCGUCUGCCCCGGGGCAAGCGCUCCCUGGCCGGUUUGGAGCGCCGGGGGCUCCGGCAGCGUCGGCGCUCCUCCUCGCAGCCGGACGUGAGCUCCACUGAGCGGGGCAAGGCGGUCUAUUUCACCGGCAGGGGCGACCAGCUCCGGCUGAAGCCCGGCGUGGAGAUCCCCAGAGGAAACUUCACACUUGAGAUGUGGAUCAAGCCGGAGGGAGGUCAGCGAUCCCCCACUGUUAUAGCAGGCCUUUACGACAAAUGUUUCUACGCCUCCAGUGACCGAGGCUGGUUGCUCGGCAUCCAGUCAGUCAGUGAACAUGGCAACCGAGACCCCCGCUUCUUCUUCUCCCUUAAGACAGAUCGUGCCCACAAGGCCACUACCAUCCACUCCAACGCUCGCUACAUACCAAAUCAGUGGGCUCAUCUAGCCAGCACCUUUGAUGGUGUCUACAUGAAGCUCUUUGUCAACGGCGCCCAGGUUGGCGUGAGUCGGGAGCAAUCGGGUGACGUCUUCAGUCACCUGACCAAAAAGUGUAAAGUGCUAAUGAUCGGGGGGAACGCACUGAAUCAUAACUACAGGGGGGCAGUGGAGAGGGUGGCUAUGUGGAGGCAUGCUCGUGGGCAGAGGCAGAUUAUCAGGGCUAUGCAGGGCCACGAGGAUCCCCAAGAUAUACCUCAGCUUGUCAUACGCGAAACUUUUGAGCACCCUGGCAGGAAGUGGCUGACUGUGAAAGACGGUAGCUUCCCUCAGCCAGAGCAGAGGGGAGGUGGACGGAUGGGUUUUCAGGGCAGUGGAGGAAAUGCUGAAGUAUUAUUAGACACGACGCUGGAGCCACCAGCUUGUGGCCAAACGGUCUGCGACAAUGUCGAGGUCAUCGAAAACUAUAACCAGCUUUCCAGCUUCCGGCGCCCCAAGAAAGUACGGUACCGCGUGAUAAAUAUCUGGGAUGAUACGCGGACCAAGCCAACUGUGUCAGACCACCAAAUCAGCUUGCAACACCAGCAGCUUAAUGAUGCCUUCAGCCCCAACAAUAUCACCUGGGAGCUCAGCAUUCACAACAUAACUAACUCGUCCCUUCGAAACAGGUUGAUUCUCGCUAACUGUGACAUCAGCAAAGUGGGUGACGAUGCUUGUGACCCAGAAUGCAACCAUCCACUUACCGGGUUUGACGCAGGAGACUGCGUGUCGGGCCACCGGAGUCGGUGCCCUGAGAGCAAGCAGGGUAACGGCGUGUGUGACCCGGAAUGUAACUGGGAAAAUUUCUUCUACGACCUUGGUGACUGUUGCAAUCCCGGUGUGACGGAUGUGACCAAGACUUGCUUCAACCGCUCCUCUCCACACAAAGCCUAUUUGGAUGUGAAGGAGCUCAAAGAGAUCCUGCGCUUGGACGGCUCUACUCACCUGAAUGUCUUCUUUGCCAACUCCUCUGAUGAAGAUCUAGCGGGGGUUGCCACUUGGCCAUGGGACAAAGAAGCCCUCACGCAUUUAGGCGGAAUUGUGCUGAAUCCAUCCUUCUAUGGCACAUUUGGCCACACUGACACCAUGGUUCACGAGGUCGGUCACAGUCUGGGCCUCUACCACGUCUUUCGAGGGAUCUCUGAGAUCGAGUCGUGCAACGACGCUUGUUUGGAGACAGAGCCUUCCAUGGAGACUGGGGAUCUGUGUGCCGACACCAACCCCACGCCCAAGUACAAAGGCUGCCACGAUCCCGAGCCAGGAAAUGAAACCUGUGGCUCUCAGCAUUUCACACGCACGCCUUUCAACAACUACAUGAGUUACGCAGACGACUCCUGUACCGACUCCUUCACCCUGAAUCAAGUGGCUCGCAUGCACUGCUACCUGGACCUGGUCUACGAGACGUGGCAACCUGCCUCCAAACCUCCCCCGGUGCCGAUGCCCCCUCAGGUGGUGGAGCAGCAUCACAACUCCGUCACCUUGGAAUGGUUCCCGCCCAUUUCCGGACACUUUUAUGACAGAGAAUUGGGAUCAGUGUGCGAUAAAUGCACUGAGGGGCGAGUCCUACUGCAGUACGCCUCCAACUCGUCAUCGCCCCGACCGUGUGACCCCUCUGGACACUGGUCUCCACUUGAGGCAGAAGGCCCUCCUGAUGUCGAGCAGGCCUGCGAACCGAGUGUGCGCACCUGGAGCCCGAACGCGGGGAUUGAGCAAGGCAUCGUCGGACUGUCCGAGUGUCCCCUCCAGGGCUGCAUGCUUCAGUUGGAAUUCCCCCACCCGCUGGUGCCGGACUCACUGACUGUCUGGGUCACGUUCUUCAGCCCUGACGAAACGGCACUGCCGGCUAUACACAACAUUCUGCUGCUCACUGUCAGCGGCAACAACAUCUCGCUAGGGCCCAGCAAUGUCUUCUGCGACACCGCGCUCACCCUGAAGCUGGACGUUGAGGAGGAAGUUUAUGGGGUGCAGUUCUUCACUAUGGAGCAGCACCUGGAGAUCGAUGCCACCCUCUUGGCAUCCAAACCGGACUGCUAUCUGUGCAAUGACUGCCAACCACUGCGCUACCGUCUGCUGCGCCAGCCGCCCUUCACCCACGCGCCACAUGGUCUCAUUUUCAAUGAACCCUCACGUCAAUAUAUAGACAGCGAUGUAGGCCCCCAUGUUGCGUACACCUAUCAGGUACAAACCAUCUCCAGUCGGAGUGAAAGCGAGCCUUCCCCACCACUGGUGCAUGAACUCGGGGCAACCUACUGUGGGGAUGGAUGGAUCCAGAGUUCCAAAGGAGAGGAGUGUGAUGACAUGAAUUCCAUGAAUGGAGACGGCUGCUCCAGCCAGUGCAAGAAAGAGCCUUUCUUCAACUGUGUUGAGGAACCGAGCAUGUGCUACUACUAUGACGGGGAUGGCAUUUGCGAGGACUUUGAGCGAGAGACCGGCGUUCGAGAUUGUGGCCUCUACACGCCCAGCGGCUUUCUGGACCAGUGGGCAUCCACCGUGGAGGUUUCCCAUGAGAAGAAACCCUACUGCUCGGGCGAGGUGGCGGCUGGUUAUCCCGCUGUUACAAAGACUUGUCAGUCAAAGGUGUUUGAUCUAUCUGACGGGGUUUCCCAAUAUGCCUGGUUCCCAUGUCACGAGGCCCGCAAGACUCUCUGGGGACACCCAAACUACAGGCUCAAGGCCCACUUCUCUCAUCCAAUGGUGGCGGCGGCGGUGAUCAUACAUCUGGCGGCUGACGGGACUGGUUACAUAGACCAGACUCAGUGUAACAUCACCGUUGAGCUUGUGGACACCAAAGAAGGAAUCCAUAGUCUUGGCGAGUGGCGACUGAGCUGCCGUACGAACCCGUUGGUGAUUCCAGUCAGCCACGACUUGUCGGUGGCCUUCUACCACACCAAGUCCAUCCAGGUCAUGUUCGCCUCCCGCCUGGUGGCCAUCUCCGGCGUCGGCUUGCGCUCCUUCCAGUCCUUUGACCCCAUCACCAUCAGCGGUUGCCAGAGCAAUGAGAUCUACAACCCUACCGGUCAAAGUUGUGUACAUUAUUCGUGCGAAGCCAUCGACUGCCAGGAGCCCUUGAUCCGCAAUGCAGAGCUCAAGUGCAGCAACGCCGGCCGCCACUUCUACAACGGCGACCGCUGCACUAUCUCCUGCAACUCAGGAUACGUCCUGCAGAUCCACCAGGAUGAUGACAUCAUCAAGAGCCAGUCGGACUCGUUGGUGACCAUAACUUGUGCGAACGGCAAGUGGAACAAACAGGUGUCAUGCGAGCCCGUCGACUGCGGUCUGCCCGACAAAUACCACGUUCACCCGGCCCAUUUCAACUUUCCUGAAGGCACCACAUUUGGCAAGAAGAGCACUUUCCAGUGUCGCCAACCCGCCCAGCUUGUAGGUACCAACAACACUCUGACCUGCCUCGAGGAUGGUCUAUGGUCCUUCCCGGAGGCUCUCUGCGAGCUUCGCUGCCCAGCUCCUCCGCCUGUGCCCAAUGCCGUGCUGCAAACCAAGCGCUGCAAUGAGACUGGCCUCAAAGUGGGAACGCUGUGCAAGUACAAGUGCAGGCCGGGCUACCAUGUGACCAACAAACCCAAGAGGCGUGCGUUCAAACGUCAGUGCACCGAGGAUGGCAGCUGGCUGGAGGGAGCAUGCGAACCGGUGACUUGCGACCCCCCGCGGGCCAUCUUCCACGGCUCCUACCACUGCACUGAUGGCUUCCGCUUCGACAGCGUUUGCCGGCUCAACUGCUCUGACCCAGCUGGUAAUAGCGCUAAUGCCGUCACUGGAGGCUCCGCCCACACGGUGAGGCUGCUUCACGCUCCAUGCAAACAGGGCGCAGGCUCCCACGCAAUCCGCUGCAGGAAGGACGGCAACUGGACGGGGUCGUUCAGCCUCUGCCCCAACAGCAAAGGCCAGUGUUCUUUACCUCAAAACCUGCAUUACAGCCUUCAGUACUCAUGCAGGCGAGGACAUGGCAUAGGCGAGGAGUGUGAGCUGACGUGCAGGGAGAGCAACAACGACGUGGUGAUCCUCCCUAGCAACAUGACAGUGGAAAGUGUACUCAAGGAGCACUGGAGGAACCCGAACAAAGUCAAGAGUAUCGUCUGUACAAUGGGACUGAAGUGGUACCCACACCCAGAAUUGCUCCACUGCUUCAAAGGAUGUGAGCCAUUCAUGGGAGACAACUACUGUGAUGCAGUAAACAACCGAGCCUUCUGUAACUACGAUGGAGGAGACUGCUGCCAAUCCACUGUCAAGACCAAGAAGGUGAUUCCAUUCCCCAUGUCGUGUAACAUACGGAAUGAGUGCUCCUGUCGGGAUCCCAACGCCGUGGAGAACAAAAGGGAAGAGAACGUCCAUUCCUUGGGGUGACCAAAAGUACGACCGAAGGGGAGGGAGAGGGGCCUCUGUUCAACUUCCCAAGACCCUUUGCUCCAACAACACACCCAGAGUGGCUGAGGCGGUACCCCUGCACCCCCCAUCCUCCAUUUUCCUGCACAUGCUGCUUUAACAGGCAUACCUCUUCAUCCUCGCAACCCCUCUGCCUCCACAUCAUGAAAAGAUUGAGAAUAGACGACGAGACUCAUGAAACGCCACUGAAAGCUUCAUCCCUCAACUAAAAGGAAAGUUGCGCCACAGUAUCAUUAUCAUGAAGCAGCAUGAAUAGAAUAACAAAAAAAGAUCCAUUUAAAAAAAAAAAAAAAAAGUGAACAAAAACCUAGUCAAGUCGAGGUACUGUAGCAUGCCUUUUGUUCAGUGUCUAGUGUAGUGCCCUAGAUCAACAAUUACAUGAUGGAAGUAAUUCCAAAUGUGCAAGU